UUCUUUUAUUUUGCUCAAAAACGGUGUCGUUUCAGUUAAACCUCGUGAAAACCCGUCUUCUUGCUCGCACUUUGACCUAGAAAUCAAAAUCAAACUUCCUCCUGCUUCACAUUAUCGGCGAAAAUGGCUUCUCGAUGUCGAUCUCUGUCAAAACCAGCGUUCUCAAUCUUUAGAUCCGCAACGAACAAGCCCUCUCUCCGACCCAAAUCAGCUUCAUCAUUUCUCGGCGUCCCUCCUUCGCCUGGACUCGCAAGGCCGAUUGCUCAGCUGGGGUCGCUUCAGUCGCUGCUUCCGUUGUACAGUGCGGUGGCAUCAGCUAGGCUGACAUCGUGCCUGGGGAUCGAUUCGAUGAAUUCAAGGUCGUUGUCUCAGGGUAUGAUCUGCGGUUCGAACCCAGGAGUUUGAUAUUCUCCCUAAUCUUUUGUUAGUAUAUCUAGCUUGGCCUAAGCGUGCCUCGAUAAGAGGACUAGACUCGAGGAAAUGGAUUCAUUCCUUUUUUUUUUUUUUUUUGUUGCUUUGCUGGUCUAAUUCUGUUACUCAGACCAGUUUCUAUGAGUCUUGUUGAUGAACACACUCUAUUUUCGUUUCAUCCAUUUAAAUUGGAAUAUGUAUUCUUCAAAACAUCAAAGAUUAAACAAUUAUAGUCUUGUGUCCUUCGUCUUA
Molecule: messenger RNA, 663 nt
Organism: Brassica napus (rape)
Lineage: Eukaryota; Viridiplantae; Streptophyta; Magnoliopsida; Brassicales; Brassicaceae
Product: protein NONRESPONDING TO OXYLIPINS 2, mitochondrial
Exons: 3
Coding region: 124-405 (93 amino acids)
Source: RefSeq, a predicted model, not a curated record